AAGUCUUCCAGCAACGUGACAGUGAUUUUAACCUUACCCCUAAAAUCUGACUCAAAUCAUUUUAUUCAAAUAAGCUGAAAUAUUGAGCAAUCCCAUAUCGUUGAUAUACGUAUUUGUACGUACGUAGAAGGUGAAUUACAAGAAGAUAAUUCAUUUCAAGUUUACAAAAAAUAAAAGUAUCAAUGGUGCCGUAAUAGAACUUUUACAGAAAUCAAUGUUUAAAAUUUCAUUGUGAACAAUAAGAUAUCAUCAUCAUCGCAUCUAAAUGUUUUAUCAGUAUUGAUAGUUAAUUGAUUAACUCAUCAAAAUAUAUAUAUAUAUAUUGUAUGUAGUUAAAGAUUCAUAAGGUAGUUACGUGACAAUUUGUAUAAUGUCCGAAGAUUACAAUUAUGCUUGUGAGAGAGCAGAAUUACUCGGUUUGCCUGUUCCCAGUUUCGAGGAAUGGACUGAAAGUCAAAAAGCACAGGAGGCUGAUCGUGCCGAUCACGAUGAUGACGAUGCGAUCCUUCAGAAUUUAGACAAAUCGGACGAGACAGUGCAACGAGUUAGCGGUGGAUUAGACGAAUUAAAUAGCAUCCUUAGUACAACUCAAAAAAAGAUUAAUAGAUUUAAGACUGUUUGCGGCAGUCUGGGUACAUUACUCAAAGUGAAGGUAGGAUCACGUGGUGGCACACCGAAUCACAAAUCAAUGGAACGUAAUAGAGCAAAAGAAGGGCAAGUAAUGAUAACUGCAGAAGAAGAAAGCAUGACGGUCGAUUUAUCGGAGAACUCGAAAAAUCCAAUAAUCUCCGAAGAAAGUAGCGAGAUCAUUACGAUACCGUCAAAGAAGAUUGACAUUAAUGAAAAAAUGGGAUCGCAUUUGGGCAAAUUAGAUUCUCUGAUCACGAAAGCCGAAAAUGCUCAAUACAGUAUGCAACAUCAGACGAAGCAAAUGAAAAAAUUUUUAAAAUAAUUUUUAAAACAAUUUAAAGUUAUCGCCGAAAUAUUUAUCUACUUUCCUUUUUAUUAAAUGUUAACGCAAUUUGUAAUUAAUAUUUAUAGCAUUCGAUAAUCGGUUAUUAUUCGAUCACGUUAGAGUUUGGUAUAUAUGUAUCUAUAUCGUUAUUAUCCAUCGAAAUAUUUAAAACGAAGGCGUUAAAUUCGACAAUUUGAAAGUUUAAUUGCAAUAAAGCAAUUUCCGAGAAUCGCAAAUAUUUUUAUGGAUCUAUAUGUUAAUUGUAAGAUGUAAUUGAUUUUAUAUAAGUACGGAUUUAUUAAUUAACGACGGUGAUGAUCCUCGUAGUUAUUUAUUAUACCGUAAGGCGUAAACAUCGUAACAUUUGUUGCCAAAUACGUUACACUCAACAAAGUUAAUCGCAUUAAGUUUUGUAGAUGAUAAACUUUCGCUGAUACAUUUUGAUACUGCCUAGAAAAACCAAUAUAGAAAUUAGAGUUAUUAAAGUCAAGAAAGAGGAUAAUUUAAAAACCCCAUUAAAUAUACGUUUAUAAUUAAUGAGCAAUAAAUAAUUCUCAUUAUGCGUUCAAGAAUUAAUUACAGAAUUAGAUGCUUCUGAUUCGUGCGUACAUCGAUAAAGUUCUUAAAAUAAUCACUCAUUACAAUUCUAUCCAUAUAUGUGAAUCUAUAUGUAUUGAUAAAACGAUAUUUAUAAUAGUAUAAUCUAUAUAAAAACUUUUUCGCGCGCGUAAAACACUAAUAGGGGUAUAUACCUACAAUAAUUAUACAUUGAAAGGCAAAGAAAUGUAUGGAAAUGUUGAUUAUAUCAUACUUAUUAAGAAAACGAAGCUUUUUUGUGCAUAUAUAGCAAUUCUUUUCUAUUAGAUACGAGAGACAUAUCUCAUUGCGACGAAAAAAAAAUUAAUCUUCCUAUUAAUUUCAUACGUUAUAAAACACGUGAAAAAUGAAAUAGAGAAUUCUUUAUACUGCUUAAGAUGUUUAAAUGAGUAAUUCAAAAAGGCAAUGGUCAAAAAAAUAUCUUCGUAUUUCAUAAUCUAUAUAUCCACAUUUUUGCAAGAUAACUCGCUUAAUAUACGCAUAAACGUACAUGAUUUACCUAUUUAUUGCUAUUAUAAGAAAACAAAAUGAAACACAUCGUGAUGAAUUUGUUGAUGUGCGACGCUGUCAUGGAUUUUAACGAGACUAUUUUUAAUUACUUUGUUGUGAUAUGUAUAUAACGAGAAAAAUAAUAAAAAUGGGCAAUUGGACCUCAA
Messenger RNA from Vespa mandarinia (Asian giant hornet), 2208 nucleotides. RefSeq lists its product as uncharacterized. The record is from RefSeq and is a predicted model, not a curated record. Lineage: Eukaryota; Metazoa; Arthropoda; Insecta; Hymenoptera; Vespidae.